ACGACGACAACGCCGCACCGCUCCGCCACACCCGCUACGUUUCCCCUCGUAUCGGUUCCCGCCGCUUCCUUCCCUAUUAAAAGCCCCAUUUGGCAACGACCGCCAUUAAUAAAUUCGCGCCCUCGGAUCCCUAGGGCUCGUCCUCUCUCGAUCUACCCCCUCUCUUGCGGCGGCGCGGCAACGGUUUCGGUUCGGGGAUAGAGUUAUAGCCACCAUGAACGGCGACAAAGAUAGCAACCUAAAUCUCUCCGAUCUCAGCUCCGCCCUCCCCUCCGCGUCUCGCACCGCUCUAAGCGCGAGGGACAGAGCGGGUGUGGUUGAGGCUAUAAAGAGUAAGGUUGAGGGUCUAGUGGAGCAGCAUCCGGUUAUGUUGGACAGUCUCGUCCCUAAGGUCAGGAAGCGCGUCGAGGCCCUUCGGGCGAUCCAGAGCAAAUAUGAUGAUUUGGAGGCAAAAUUUUUUGUGGAGAAAGCAGCUCUCGAAGCGAAAUACCAAAAGCUCUAUGAGCCACUAUAUAUAAAGCGGUAUGAAAUUGUUAACGGUGUGGUUGAAGUUGAAGGUGUUACAGAUGAAGCUUUAACUAAGGAUGCUACUGAAGAAAAGGGUGUGCCAGAUUUCUGGCUCACUGCAAUGAGAACAAAUGAAGUGUUGGCUGAGGAGAUCCAGGAGCGUGAUGCAGGAGCUCUAAAGUUCCUCAAGGAUAUCAAGUGGUGUAGAACAGAUAAUCCGAAGGGAUUUAAGCUUGACUUCUUCUUUGAUGUCAAUCCUUACUUUAAGAACUCUGUCUUGACAAAAACGUAUCAGAUGAUUGAUGAUGAUGAUGAACCAGUUCUGGAGAAAGCAAUAGGGACUGAAAUCGAAUGGUAUCCUGGGAAAUGCUUGACGCAGAAGGUUCUGAAAAAGAAGCCAAGAAAAGGAUCAAAGAAUACCAAACCUAUCACUAGAACUGAAAAUUGUGAGAGCUUUUUCAACUUCUUCAGUCCACCUCAAUUCCCUGAUGAUGAUGAUGAUGAUGAUGAGAUUGAUGAAGAUACUGCUGAGCAUUUGCAGAAUCAACUGGAGCAAGAUUAUGAUAUUGGAACCACAAUAAGAGACAAGAUCAUUCCACAUGCUGUUUCGUGGUUUACAGGAGAGGCUGUUCCGGAAGAUGAUUAUGAAGACAUGGAAGAGGAUGAUGAUGACGAAGAUGGAGCAGAUGAUGAGGAUGACGAAGAGAAAGGUGAAAACGAUGCUGAUGAUGAUGAGAAAGAAGAAAAGACCAGAAAAAAGAUACACUAAUUUUCAAGAAGGCGGGGGAUCCUGAGCGUGGAAGCAGCCAAUGGUUUUCAUCAUGAGGUCACUACCUACGACACAAACGAAUGUAAACCAUAGAUUCCUUUUGAGAGGGUGACCAGCAGUUUUCUAACCUGCAUUGUCAUUUCAUCGAGGGAGGGAGGAGAGAAUGAAGAUCAAUGGUAGUGACAAUGGUGGGUUCGGCUUCUGCUGUCCUUAAUAUUUCAUCAUCUAGGAAUUUGUUGUUUCUUGCUUCAUGUGGAAUCAGUCUUUGAUCGGUUUCACAAUGAGGUACUCAAAUGUGGUGGUUACCCUACUGGUUUGGUGAUAAUAAGGAUGAUGUUUCUGCCUGUUGUAGCUGUUGAACGCAAGUGUCCCUGUGGAAGUCUUUCUAGAACACAAAUAUACUUGUGAACAAAGCUCGAGCUUAGAAGA
Messenger RNA from Musa acuminata AAA Group (dessert banana), 1705 nucleotides. RefSeq names its product nucleosome assembly protein 1;1. The transcript is spliced from 11 exons. Gene Ontology annotation, cellular component: chromatin; nucleus. Bases 215 to 1276 code for a protein of 353 amino acids. The record is from RefSeq and is a predicted model, not a curated record. Gene Ontology annotation, molecular function: chromatin binding; histone binding. Gene Ontology annotation, biological process: nucleosome assembly. NCBI's taxonomy places the organism in Eukaryota, Viridiplantae, Streptophyta, Magnoliopsida, Zingiberales, Musaceae.